This is a messenger RNA of Zootoca vivipara (common lizard), 1758 nucleotides long. It is a transcript of the gene TACC3, whose product is annotated as transforming acidic coiled-coil containing protein 3. Gene Ontology annotation, biological process: nuclear migration; cerebral cortex development; mitotic spindle organization. Lineage: Eukaryota; Metazoa; Chordata; Lepidosauria; Squamata; Lacertidae. Gene Ontology annotation, cellular component: cytoplasm. The record is from RefSeq and is a predicted model, not a curated record.
GGCGGCGGCGGCGGCGGUGCUCAGUUUAGUAGGCGGAUAGUUGUCUCUCGGGUCGGCGCUUCUGGUUUGGAAGGGAAUCAGAAUGAGUCUGCAUACCUUAAGUGGAGAUAACGUUAGCGAUGACAUAGCUGCUGAAAGCUGUUCCAUACUUUGCACAUCUCCAGAAGUCGUAGGCAGACCUUCUAUUCUUCGCCCAUCACAGAAAGAAAAUGUGCCACCAAAGGGGAUGGUGAAGCCUAUGAAGGUAACUUUUCAUACUCCUAUGCGGGAUUCUCAGACUCACAGAAUCCUAAGUCCAGAUAAAAGAAAGAAUCCUGAAACACCUGUUAUAGGAGGUGACUGCACAGAUAUCCCAGAGGAUUUUGUCUUGUCUGCAUCCAGUGCUGUGAGUCAACAAACAGUUACACUAGAUGCUGAUAUUGCAAGUGAGAAGAUAGAGGUGGAAGGAAAGGUUAAUCCUGAUUCUUCACAUGAUGAAAGGCCUGCAACAGUAAUGCAUGAAAACAACCAGGUUGCAGAUACAGAAAACGAAGAGUUCCGGUCACCCUCAGAAGUUCUAGGACUCGAUAUUGAAGUGGACUAUCUGGAACAAUUUGGAACUACCUCAUUUAAAGAAUCUGUCUUGAGGAAGCAAUCUCUGUAUUUGAAGUUUGAUCCACUGCUCAGUGAAAGCCCUAAGAAAAGUGACCCAGGUGCUAAUGAAGCAAAACCUGCACUUCAAAAUGGACCAUCUAGAGAAAUGGCAGCCAAUGAAAUAAAAACAUCUAAACCUGAAGAAAUGUCAUUGGGACUAGACCUUCUAGGAGCUUCAACAGAUCUGGCCGGAGGUUCUCUAGAUAUUCCAACCGCUAAGGAUAUUUCAUUUUUGCCUUCUGCGCUGCCUACUGAGGCUAUUGUGGAAGUGUUGAAAUACACUCAGCAAGACAUGGAUGCAGCUAUCGAAAGGGUUAAACUUGACAUGGAUGCAGCUAUCGAAAGGGUUAAACUUGAGAAGGACGCGGUGAUCAAAAAGCUUACUUCUGAGGUACAAGAAAAGGAGAUGGAAGCUUUGGAAUGGGAAAGGAAGCAUCACAAGAUCUAUUUGGAAAAUAAAGAAAUGGGAACAAUUGUUGCGGAGUUUGAAGUUACCACAGCACAAGUGAUGGAGAAUUCACAGAAAGAAAAGGAGCUUGCCCAGAAAGAACUGCAGAAAGUACUGGAUGAAAAACAGCAGAUUAGCUCUGAUCUGAACUCUGUGGAAAAAUCAUUCUCUGAGCUCUUCAAACGAUUUGAAAAGCAGAAGGAGGCAAUAGAAGGAUAUCAGAGGAAUGAAGAGGCUCUGAAGAAAUGUGUUGAGGAUUACGAUACAAGACUUAAGAAGGAGGAACAGAAAUAUCAAGCAUUGAAGGCCCACGCAGAAGAAAAGCUGUGCCAAGCGAAUGAAGAGAUUGCCCAAGUACGAAGCAAAGCUAAAGCAGAAGAGGCAGCGCACCAAGCCAGUUUACGCAAAGAACAGAUGAGAGCCCAGUCACUAGAGAGCAGCCUUGAGCAAAAGACAAAGGAAAACAAUGAACUCACAAAAAUCUGUGAAGACUUGAUUUCUAGGAUGGCGCAAACAUGAGCUAUUCCUGUUUUAUUUCUAAUUUCACAAGUCUGCUUUGAAUAGUUUAAUUACAAAAAAGUAACUACUAACUUACUUGUCUAUUAAUGUUGGUUUUUAUUAAAUACAAAAAACUGAAUGUCUGACCAUGCCUGUAUUUUUGUAUGUAAAUAAAACUU